AUGAGCCUGAUGCUGGAGACGCUGCUGGGCCCCCCAGGGGGGCUCCGCAAGGAGCCGGGCCGCGCUCCCCCGCGCUCCGCUGCCUCCAGCGGCUUCUACUCGUGGCCAGCCCCGGUGGUCGGACGGGCGCGGGGCGCGGGGGGCGGCGGCGGCAGCGCGGCCGCAUCCUCCACCGAGAGCCUGGACUCGCUGAACGGCGAACCGCGGGCGCGCAAUGAGAAGGAGCUGCUGCAGGUGCUGAACGACCGCUUCGCCGGCUACAUCGAGCGGGUGCGGGCGCUGGAGCAGCAGAACCGGGCGCUGGCGGCCGAGGCGGCGGCGCUGCGGCAGCAGCAGGCGGGGCGCUCGGCCAUGGGCGAGCUGUACGCGCGGGAGCUGCGGGACAUGCGGGGCACCGUGCUGCGCCUGGGCGCCGAGAAGGGGCAGCUGCGGCUGGAGCGGGCGCGCCUGGCCGAGGACGUGGCGGCCCUGCGGGGAAGGCUGGAGGACGAGGCUCGGCAGCGCUCGGAGCUGGAGGCUGCGGCCCGCGGGCUGGCGCAGCGCUCGGCGCAGGAGGAGCGGGCGCGGGCGCCGCUGGAGGAGCGAGCCCGGGCGCUGCGGGAGGAGGCGGAGCAGCUGCGGAGGCAGCACCGAGCCGAGGUGGGCGCGCUGCUGCGCGGGGCGCGCCCCGAGCUGCCCGUGGAGCCCCCCGCGUCCCUGCGCCCCGGCGUCACCGCCGCGCUCCGCGACCUGCGCGCACAGCUGGAGGGCACGGCGGCCCGCAGCACCCUGCAGGCCGAGGAGUGGUUCCGCGUGAGGCUGGACAAGCUCUCGGAGGUGGCCAAGGUGAACACGGACGCCAUGCGCUUGGCCCAGGAGGAGAUCUCCGAGUACCGCCGGCAGCUCCAGGCCAAGACCACCGAGCUGGAAGCCCUCAAAGGGACCCAGGAGUCGCUGGAGAGGCAGAGGCAGGACUCGGAGGAGCGCCAUCAUGCAGAUGUCCUGUCCUACCAGGAAACCAUCCAGCAGCUUGACAGCGAGUUGAGAAACACCAAGUGGGAGAUGGCAGCUCAGCUCCGGGAGUACCAGGAUCUGCUCAAUGUCAAAAUGGCCCUGGACAUCGAAAUUGCUGCCUACAGAAAGCUCCUGGAAGGGGAGGAAUAUCGGCUCGAGACUGGCAUUGGGAUGCUCUCCUACCCCGAGGUGGUCCCCAAGCCUCCCAGCAUUGCCACCAGCAUCAAGGUGAAGAGUGAGGAGAAGAUCAAGGUGGUGGAAAAAUCAGAGAAGGAGACAGUGAUUGUGGAGGAGCAGACAGAGGAAAUCCAGGUGACCGAGGAGGUCACAGAGGAGGAGGAGGCUGAGAAAGAAACUGAAGAGGAAAAAGCUGAAGAGAAGGAGGAAGAGGGGGAGGAAGAAGAAGAGGAGAAAGCUGAAGAAGAGGGUGAAGAAAAGGCCAAGUCUCCUGCAAAGGAGGAGGCCAAGUCCCCAGAGAAACCUGAGUCACCCUCAAAGGAAGAGGCCAAGACCCCAGAGAAACCAGAGUCCCCCUCCAAAGAGGAGGCCAAGACCCCAGCAGUCAAGUCCCCUGAAAAGCCACCAAGCCCCUCAAAGGAGGGAGCCAAGACCCCAGUUGUGAAAUCUCCAGAAAAACCUGCAACGCCCUCAAAGGAGGAGGCCAAGACUCCAGCUGUCAAAUCCCCUGAAAAGCCACCAACACCCUCCAAAGAGGAGGCCAAGACCCCAACAGAACCCACACCCCCUCCAAAAGAGGAGGCCAAGACCCCAACAGUGAAAUCCCCAGAGAAACCCACACCCCCUCCAAAAGAGGAGGCCAAGACCCCGACUGUCAAGUCCCCAGAGAAACCCCCAGCCCCCUCUAAGGAGGCCAAGAGCCCAGCUGUGAAGUCCCCAGAGCCACCUGCAACUCCCUCAAAAGAGGAAGCCAAACCCCCAUCUGUCAAAUCCCCAGAGAAGCCCCCAACCCCCUCAAAGGAGGAGGCCAAGCCCCCAGCUGUGAAGUCCCCAGAGAAAGUCAAAUCUCCCGUGAAGGAGGAGGCCAAGUCUCCACAGAAGGAAGUGGCCCCAGCCAAGGAGCCAAAGGCCAAGGAGGAGCAGCCCAAGGAGGUGAAGGCUCCCUCCAAGCCUGAGGAGGGUAAGAAGGAGGAAGCUCCCAAGAAGGACGUCCCAGCCAAGACAGAGGAGAAACCCAAAGAGAAGGCAGCUGCUGUGCCAGAGCCUCCAGCUCCCGAGGCCAAAGAGACCAAGCCAAGCCCCAAACCUGCCCAAGAGGGAAAAGCUGAGGAGGCUCCAGCAAAACCUCAGGAGGUCAGCAAAGCAGCCACCAAAGAGGCUGAGAAGCCAAAGGCUGAGGAGAAGGUGGAGGAGCCCAAGAAGGAGAAGGCGGAAGAGCCCAAGAAAGAAAAGGCAGAAGAGCCCAAGAAGGAGAAGGCAGAGGAGCCCAAGAAAGUGGAGGAACCCAAAGCUAAAGCAAAACCCAAAGAUGAGCCCAAAGCCAGUAAGGAACCCCCCAAAGUCGAGGCUCCCUCCAGCAAGGAGGGCACAGCCCCGGAGCCAGGGAAGAAGUGA
This is a messenger RNA of Sturnus vulgaris (Common starling), 2565 nucleotides long. Lineage: Eukaryota; Metazoa; Chordata; Aves; Passeriformes; Sturnidae. The record is from RefSeq and is a predicted model, not a curated record.